This is a messenger RNA of Penicillium nucicola, 1764 nucleotides long. Its product is annotated as FAD-binding oxidoreductase. Gene Ontology annotation, molecular function: oxidoreductase activity; FAD binding. The transcript has a single exon. Bases 1 to 1764 code for a protein of 587 amino acids. NCBI's taxonomy places the organism in Eukaryota, Fungi, Ascomycota, Eurotiomycetes, Eurotiales, Aspergillaceae. The record is from RefSeq and is a predicted model, not a curated record.
AUGGUAUUCCUGGCUUCUUUUAUCUCAGCUUCCUUGGUGUUGGGUGCAGCUGCUUUUUCUGAUCCAGGCUACGAUUGUCGUCCUGGUCAAAAAUGCUGGCCAACAACCCGUCAGUGGCAACAGUUCAAUGCAACCAUUGAUGGCCAUUUAUACGAGACCGUCCCUAUUGCGGCUCCUUGCUACAAGAACUCCCCUCACUACGACAAGUCCGCCUGCGAGGCAGUGGAGGAGUACUACGGAGAUAGUAUUUCUCGAGGAACUCAUUUUGGACAAACAUACUGGCUGAAUUGGGAGACCUGUGGUCAGACUGGAUGUGCAUUGCUCGAAUCCGAUCCAUCUGAGCUUCUAUAUGGCACAUGUUCUCUUGCACGACUAUCGUCAUACUACGCGGAUGUUCGAGAAACUUCUCAUAUAUCUGCGGCUCUUCGAUUUGCAAAAGAGCACAAUAUUCGCAUCAGCAUAAAGAAUACUGGUCAUGACUUUUUUGGGCGGUCAUCAGUGCCAGACACCCUCGCCAUCUGGACACAUAACUUGGAUACCAUGAAGUUCAGCUCAAAUUUCACUGCACAAAACUGCCCGUCUUCUAACGGCCAAAAUGUUGGUGAAUUGGGCGCUGGUGUCGUCGCAGCCGAUGCGUACCACUUUUUCAGCUCGCACGGCAUGGACAUCACAGGAGGUUAUGAAAGAUCUGUCGGAUUGGCAGGCGGAUUUGCCCAAGGAGGAGGUGUCGGAUCUUUCACCACCACCUACGGACUGAUGGCAGAUAACGCUGUCGAGUUUGAGGUGGUGACUGCAGACGGGGAGGUUCACAUAAUCAACCAGUGCAAUGAGCCCGAGCUCUUCUGGGCUAUGCGAGGUGGUGGCGGUGGUACAUUUGCAGUACUCACCAAGUAUCGAGUUCAGGUGUAUCCAUCUUUGCCGAUUCACACCUAUACCUUCACUGCAAACUUUACUGGCCUGGAUUCUAUCAGCAAUGCGACCGAGAAUUCUGCUUUGCGCGAGAUCUUGACGGCACAUGCAGAGAAUCAAAUUGCCUGGUCCGCACAGCUGGUGACGGGCCAGCUUGAAUACUUCCCCGAGAAGCUGGCUAUCAGUAUAGUCCUCCCAUAUGGAGACGAUGGCUCGAAGCUCAAGUCAUCCACUGCCUCCUUUGUUGAAUUUUUGAGAAACAGAACAGACGUUUCGGUCUCCAAGGAUGGGUAUGACUCUUACCCUAACUACGCCAACUACCUCACUGUCACGGAUGCAGAUGCCAAAGUCACGGAACCGUCUGGCAUCUUUUCCAUCCUGGGUUCCCGACUGAUUCCUCGCACGGUUUUCGAAGCCCAAGACACCAUUGAAGAGCUGGUGGAGGGUGUCAUUCAAGGAAUAGCAACAUCAAGAGAACACCUCAAUCUCACCGGGACACAGAUCGUCUUGGAGACGCCCGUCUCAAACCUUGACAGUAACAACAAUGUCGCCGCACAUCCAGCAUGGCGCAAUACACUCUGGCAUGUCAUCCAUGUCGGAGAGUGGUUAGAGCCAUUGGAGCCCGAAGCUCAGACCAGUACUGCAGAGGCUUUCUUGGAAAUUCUCGAUCCUCUCAAGAAGUUGAGUCCUGGUGGUGGGGCGUAUUUCAACGAAGCACAUUAUUUAGAGCCUGAGUGGCAGGAUGUCUACUUUGGGUCAAACUACCCUAAGCUCUUGGAGGUCAAGAACAAGUAUGACCCCACUCAUAUUUUUGAUUGCUGGAAAUGUGUUGGAUGGAGAGGCGAACAAGAGUAA